UUGUUUCCUUUUCCUCCUGCACAGUCGCGAUGACUACUCCCUAUAGCAACGUUAUGGGUUAAGUGGUGGGAGAGUAGGGGGCUUUUAUUUUAUAAGAGGCGAGUACAAAACUCGAAUAUUCAGUGAGACGGAGAGAAGCAAGGACGACACCUGCCAUGCGAGAAUUCUGCAUUCUUCUUUGAAUCUCAGAUCUGUUCAUACAAGCUAAAAACAUUUGCUGGAAUACGGCGAGGGUGCCGAAAGAUUCAACCCUCAACCACUGAAGGACAAAGUGAAAUUUUGACGAUGAAAUUCAAUCUGGUUUUAGUCGCACUUCUCUCUUUUACUACAUGGAUGAACGCAGUCUACGCAGUCCACGGACCCACAGACAACUGCUUGUGUCAUCAGUGGUCCACCACCACAGUCCAUCCUGAUCGGAUUGUGGAUUACACCGUUCAGAAGGAAGGCGUCUGUCCCAUCUACGCCAUACUGUUCAGGACAGUGUUAGGAAAGAGACUCUGCUCUAAGCCCAACACUGAAUGGGCGCAAAAAGUGAUUUGGACGGUGGAUGCAAAGAAAGCAGCAUCACUGGGGACGACACAGAGCAAAGACGGGUCAGCCAGUGAGAGCACACCAGCAGCAGCCUUACUAACAAACCCAGCUGAAACAAAAGCCACAACUGUAAUGAGACAACUGGAGAACAAUGAUGACGAGGGGGCGAAAAGCAAUGUUCAGAUGGAGGAUGCAAUGAUGGCAACAAGUCCCAACACACAAGGACUGGGAUCAGCAGGUAUUACAACAACCACAAUGUCCACCUUAACAAACCCAACUGUAACGAGACAACUGGAGGACUAUAAGAACGAGGGGGUGACAAAAGUGAAUCAGAAUGAGGAUGGAAAGAAAGAAGCCUUGAUGAGAACGACUCAAAACACAGGAUUGGGAAUGUCAGGCAUGACAACAGCAAUGUCCACCUUAACAAGCACAACUGGAAAGAAAAGAACUGCUAGAACUACAAAUCCGAAUAAAAAUACCAGGAAGGUGGUGAAAAAAGUGAAUCAGAGGAAAAAGAAAAUUAAGUGGCGACACAGAAAAAUACAACGGAACAAAAGAAAAAUUAGGCAGUGGCAGAGGAGAAGGUCGUAGAAAAAACAUAAAGAAUCUAAUUAUACAUGAAAUGUUUCUUUCACCAAUCAUAAAUAUCUGCUAAAUGUUUUCAAUAAAUGUAGCACUUUGUUGUUUAUAAAUGUGUUCAUGUGUCAAAAAAAGCUUCCUAUGAUUUUAACCUUUUCACUGUCA
Cololabis saira (Pacific saury) is the source of this 1275-nucleotide messenger RNA. RefSeq lists its product as uncharacterized. Gene Ontology annotation, molecular function: chemokine activity; CCR chemokine receptor binding. The coding region runs from base 286 to 1122 and encodes 278 amino acids. Gene Ontology annotation, cellular component: extracellular region. The record is from RefSeq and is a predicted model, not a curated record. NCBI's taxonomy places the organism in Eukaryota, Metazoa, Chordata, Actinopteri, Beloniformes, Belonidae. The transcript is spliced from 3 exons. Gene Ontology annotation, biological process: positive regulation of GTPase activity; G protein-coupled receptor signaling pathway; lymphocyte chemotaxis.